UUGAUCUCAGCCUUUCACUGGAGGAGAGAUUUGUGUUUCCUUACUUUAACCCGCACUUAAGUAUUUAUUUCAAAUAGACUGGGAUUUUUUGGACAAUUUAAGAAAGAAGAAUUUAUUUUUUUCUUAUCUUGCUGGAUACUGGGUCUCACCUUUGCCUGGGUCUCUAAAGAGGCCCGUCUGCUUCUGUGUUUACCUUUGUGACAACUGUGAAGAGGAUCUGCUCCUGAGAAUUAACGUAAAAUCCUGUCUUCAGCCUUUUUUUAAUACAGUUAUUGUUUUUGACAUGUAGUAAGUGUGGAAUAAACUCACAAACCUGAGGGACAGAGGACUAUCUAAAGGACCAACAUGUACAGCUGUGUCAGACUAUCAUACCUGGGAGUGUUGAUGACGGCGGUGGUCGCCAAGAAUAUGCUGGACGACUGUGUGGAGAAGAAGCCGAACUUCACAAUGAACGUGGUGCUGCUGGAGGACAGCACGUAUGCGUGGAGUCGACCGUUUGUUCAGCAAGCCGUGGAGGAAGCCAUCAGAGCAGACAAACUGGAGAACGAAAAACAUGGUUUAAAUUUCACUUUGACUGCUAACUACAACGGCUUCAGCACCAACCUGUACAACCGGCAGGGCUGUGGGAGCAGCAGCUGUGAGGGAGUGACCAUCCUCAAGUCGCUUUAUACUAAAGGUGAAAUUGGAUGUGUCAUGCUGGGCCCUUCCUGUACUUACGCCACCUACCAGUUAGUCGAUGAAAAAGUUGGCCUCCGUCUGAGUAUUCCCAUAAUCUCUGCUGGGAGCUUUGGACUUUCCUGCGACUUUAAAUCUAAACUGACCCGAAUCCUGCCCCCUGCACGCAAGAUUGUUGACUUAAUGAUCAACUUUUUAAAGGAAGAGUUAGCAUUUAAAGAUGAGUGGGAGCAAGUCUAUGUCUACAAAAACGGCAAAAAUGAACCCGAGGACUGCUUCUGGUACAUUAAUGCCUUGGAGGCACCCUCUCACAACUUUAACUUGAAAACAAACAGAGAGAUGCUUCGAGGAGAAGAGGAGCUUAAGGAAGCAUUUGACUCAGAGAAAAGACACAGCAACAUUAUCAUCCUAUGUGGGGGCGUCAGUGAAAUCAUUUCAAUAAAGAACUUGGGUAAGAAGAUCGACGAUGAGAUUGUAUUUGUGCUCCUUGAUGUUUACAAUCCUGAAUACUAUACCAACACAUCGUCCAUUAAGGAGAUGGAGAAUGUGGUGGUGAUCACUCUGCCUCAGAGGAACUACACCUACGGAGAAAACUCCACAUACAAUCAAACGAUUAAUGACUAUGUGGCUGGGUAUCAUGACGGUGCUCUGCUGUUUGGAAAAGUCCUCCGAGAGAAGAUGCUAAGUCAGCUAAGUAACGAGGAAUCCAAGACUGUUCCUUUAAAUGACAACCCUUUUGGAAACAUCUACUUUGAAGGAAUGGGAGGACACUAUGUGCUGGAUGAGCAUGGAGACAGAGACGCCAACUUCUCUAUGAUUUACACCUCCAAAGACUCUGGAAAGUAUGAAAUUCUGUUAGAGUUCGACACAUCCAAAAAUAAAACUGUCAAAACCCAUCCAAACCCUGCUCUGCCCUGGGAGGGAGGACGCCUGCCUCAAGAUGUGCCAAAAAGUACCAACGUAUUAAACACACAUGAUGUGAUCGUGAUUGUCCUGAGUCUCAGCGUCGUGGUGGUGACAGUCAUCGCUCUCAUUUUCUACAGGCAGAACAGGAAAGAGCGUCAGAUGCAGAAAAAGUGGGCUCACAUCGACUCACACAUGAUCAGUCCACUGGACGAGAAGGCCGUCUCUCUGAAGAUCGAUGAUGAUAAGAGGAAGGACAGCACAUACUUCAGUCACCGAGGACGCUAUGACAAGAAGCCUGUGAUCUUAAAAGAGCUGAAGCACAGCGAUGGAGACUUCACAGAGGAGCAGAGGAUUGAGCUCAACACUCUGCUGCGUAUGGAUUAUUACAACCUGACUAAGUUCUAUGGCACAGUGAAGUUUGAGUACGCUGUUUUUGGGGUGUUUGAGCUCUGUCAGAGAGGAUCGCUCAGGUACAUUUUGAACGACAGGAUCUCUUACCCAGAUGAGACCUUCAUGGACAUGGAGUUUAAAAUAUCUGUCAUGUACGACAUUGCAAAGGGCAUGUCGUAUCUCCACUCCAGUAACAUUAACGUCCACGGACGCCUCAAGUCCACCAACUGUGUUGUUGAUAACCGCAUGGUGGUGAAGAUCACAGACUUUGGCUGUCACACAAUCCUGAGGCCGGGAAGAGACGUGUGGACGGCCCCAGAGCAUCUACGUAGAGAUGGAGUGUCACAAAAAGGAGACGUCUACAGUUACGCUAUCAUCGCUCAUGAGAUCAUGAUGAGAAAGAGUCCUUUUUAUAAACAGUGCUGCUCUGAUCCUAUAGAUAAGAUCUACAGGGUGCAGUAUCCCAGUGGUUUGUCCGUCUUUAGACCUGAUCUUAACUUUGAUGGUGCAUCUGAGCAAGAGAUUGAGUUGUAUACCCUGAUAAAAACCAGCUGGGAUGAAGAUCCGGAGCGGAGGCCAGAUUUUAAGAAAAUAGAGUUAACUCUGGGAAAGAUUUUCAGUAAUCUGCACAAUCAAGCCAGUGAGACGUACAUGGACAACCUGAUCCGUCGUCUGCAGAUGUACUCAAGGACUCUGGAGCGUCUGGUGGAGGAGAGGACGUCUCUGUACAAAGCUGAGAGGGACAGAGCAGACCGCCUCAACUUCAUGCUGCUCCCUGGCCCUGUGGUGCGUUCACUGAAGGAGACAGGAAAAGUGAAACCAGAGCUUUUUGAGGAGGUUACCAUCUACUUCAGUGACAUUGUGGGCUUCACCACGCUCUGUCACUACAGCACACCCAUGGAGGUGGUGGACAUGCUCAACGACAUCUACAAAAACUUUGACAACAUCCUAGACCACCAUGAUGUCUACAAGGUGGAGACGAUCGGAGAUGCGUACAUGGUUGCAUCAGGUUUACCUAAACGUAACGGUGACAGACAUGCUGUGGACAUUGCCCACAUGGCCCUGGACAUCCUGUCCUUUGUUGGGACCUUUGAGCUGCAGCACCUGCCAGGUAUCCCUCUGUGGAUCCGGAUUGGUGUACAUUCAGGUCCAUGUGCUGCAGGAGUUGUGGGGAACAAAAUGCCUCGUUACUGUCUGUUUGGAGAUACAGUUAACACAGCAUCCCGUAUGGAGUCCACAGGCCUGCCUCUAAGGAUUCACGCCAGUGGCUCGACAAUCAGCAUCCUCCAGAGGACAGAUGGCAACUUUGAGUAUGAAAAAAGAGGAGAGACGUACCUGAAGGGUAAAGGCAAGGAGAUGACCUACUGGUUAACAGGAGUGACAGGAGGGAAAUACAACCUGCCAACACCUCCAACAGCGGAGAACUUCCAGCAGCUGCAGCAGAAUCUAGCCGAGAUGAUUGUUUCCAGUCUGGAGAAGCGAGAAGACGGGAACGAGCUCUUCAAGAAGACCCUGUCCACCAAAGUCAGUCGGAGAGAGACCAACAGCAGCCUUCAGGGAAGGGACAGCGCACCUGAGUACUUCCACCUGGCUGUAACGGACAACCCCAGCACCUACCUUUGAUCACCUGUAACUACACAGGAGCUCUGCAGAGGGGUGGACGAUGUAGGGGACGGUCUGUUCAAUCAGAACCGCGGGUUAGUGUGCCAGUGGAGCAGAGUUGGAGCAAACAGGCAUGAGGAACAGUGAUGUGGCUAGUGCAGGGUCCCAGUUCUUCAUUCUUCCUUCUCUCUAUCACAGAACAUGAACUAAAGUCAAGGCCGAAUUAGGGAAGAGAAAUCUACUUCAUGAAUCUUCCGUUGACACUUAUUAGGAAACAAAACAGUCGCUUCACUCCAAAAU
Molecule: messenger RNA, 3873 nt
Organism: Cheilinus undulatus (humphead wrasse)
Lineage: Eukaryota; Metazoa; Chordata; Actinopteri; Labriformes; Labridae
Gene: gucy2ca
Product: guanylate cyclase 2Ca
Exons: 27
Coding region: 346-3594 (1082 amino acids)
Biological process (GO): protein phosphorylation; receptor guanylyl cyclase signaling pathway; intracellular signal transduction
Molecular function (GO): protein kinase activity; peptide receptor activity; guanylate cyclase activity
Source: RefSeq, a predicted model, not a curated record